Jaculus jaculus (lesser Egyptian jerboa) is the source of this 1540-nucleotide messenger RNA. It is a transcript of the gene Slc25a43, whose product is annotated as solute carrier family 25 member 43. NCBI's taxonomy places the organism in Eukaryota, Metazoa, Chordata, Mammalia, Rodentia, Dipodidae. The record is from RefSeq and is a predicted model, not a curated record. The coding region runs from base 1 to 1026 and encodes 341 amino acids. The transcript has 5 exons. Gene Ontology annotation, biological process: transmembrane transport.
AUGGCUACUUGGAAACGGGACGGCCGGCUGACCGGCAGCCAGCGGCUGCUAUGCGCGGGGCUGGCGGGGGCGCUGAGCCUCAGCCUCACCGCACCCCUGGAGCUCGCCACCGUGCUGGCCCAGGUCGGCGUCUUGCGAGGUCCCAGCAGGGGGCCUUGGGCCGCCGCACGACGAGUGUGGCUGGCCGAGGGGCCCCGGGCCCUAUGGAAGGGGAACGCGGUGGCGUGCUUGCGCCUCUUCCCCUGCAGCGUCGUGCAGCUCGCCGCCUACCGAAAGUUUGUUGUGCUGUUCAUGGAUGACCUGGGCCAUAUUUCCCAGUGGAGCUCCAUUGUGGCUGGGAGUCUCGCAGGCAUGGUUUCCACCAUUGUGACAUAUCCUACUGACCUCAUCAAAACCCGGUUGAUUGUGCAGAACAUGCUGGAACCAUCUUACAGGGGGCUCAUCCAUGCUUUUUCUACUAUUUAUCAACAGGAAGGGUUCCUGGCCCUUUACCGAGGGGUGUCCCUCACUGUUUUAGGUGCUCUCCCAUUCUCUGCUGGCUCCCUUCUGGUGUACAUGAACCUGGAGAAAAUGUGGAAUGGACCCCGAGACCGCUUCUCUCCCCUGCAGAACUUUGCCAAUGUCUGUGUGACUGCUGCAGUAAGCCAGACCCUCUCCUUUCCCUUUGACACUGUGAAGAGAAAGAUGCAGGCUCAGAGUUCCUAUCUUCCUUACUGUGGAGGAGUAGAUGUCCAUUUCUCAGGAGCACUGGACUGCUUCCGGCAGAUAGUAAAAGCUCAAGGGAUACUGGGGCUCUGGAAUGGAUUGACAGCCAACUUACUAAAGGUAGUUCCAUAUUUUGGAGUUAUGUUUAGCAUGUUUGAGUUCUGCAAGAGAAUUUUUCUUUACCAAAAUGGUUACAUCCUGUCUCCUCUGACCUAUAAAUUGACCCCAGGGGUGGACCAGAGUUUGAAGCCCCAAGAAUUACGGGAAAUAAGGAAGUUCUUCAAGACUAGAAAGCUGAAGUCUAAAAAACCAACUCUGUAAAUCGGAACGGAACUAGAAGCACAUUGGCUGAAGGCAUGCAACAACCACAGAUCAAUGUGGCCUUGUAACAGAGUAAUGAGAGGGUGCUCCCGUCUGCUGCCUUUGGAAAUGAAACCACUUGGCCACCCAGCACCUCAGCCCCAAAUUGCCCCUAUCAGCACCUGUGCCAUGACACAUUUUCCAACACUGCUCGAUCAUGGUGGCAUACCACCCGAUUUUACAACCAAAGUUUAGCAGUAAUAAAAAGUACAGUUAACCCUCUGAAGAGAAACACACUGAAAAAGGCCAGGGACACAAUGCUUCAAAUCAAUAUGUAAUUGAAGUGGCAGAGCAGAGACCAUGUCAUGGGCUCAGCCACAGGGACAUGCCAAGUCUAUGCAGAAUGGACCAAGUUUCACUAAGUUUGACCUGUGGCCUCCCCAUACAGAGUUAAGCUUUGGUGCCUUCUGAGAGCACAUGCCACAGUGUAGAUUAGAUCUUGUCAAAACCAAAUAAAAAUGUUUUGUUUUGUUUU